AAAAGAAAAAGAUUUCUGUUAACAAGUCUAUGAAAUGACUUGUAUUUACAAAACACAGAACUUUUACAAAUAGCUCAAGGCAUUUAAGAGACGUUAGUCUGGCGCCUGCGCUCGGCUCCAUCUGGUGCGGCUGUGGCCGGGAGGCGACUGGAGUAUGUCGGCCCCGUUUGAGGAGCGGAGUGGGGUGGUUCUAUGCAGGACCCCGUGGGGCCAGUGGUACCAGACCCUGGAGGAGGUGUUUAUUGAAGUUCAGGUGCCGCCAGGCAUGCGCGCCCAGGAUAUCCAGUGCGGCCUGCAAAGCCGGCAUGUGGCGCUGGCGGUGGGCGGCCGCAAGAUCCUCAAGGGCAAACUCUUUGAUUCUAUAAUAGCUGAUGAGGGAACACGGACUUUGGGUAAGGAUGGAAAAAUGGUUCGUAUUGUUCUUACCAAGACAAAGAGAGAUACAGCAAAUUGUUGGACUUCUCUACUAGAAUCUGAAUAUGCAGUUGAUCCUUGGGUACAAGACCAAAUGCAGAGAAAGCUUACAUUGGAGAGAUUCCAAAAAGAAAAUCCUGGUUUUGACUUCAGUGGAGCAGGAAUCUCAGGAAACUACACUAAAGGUGGACCAGAUUUCUCAAACCUUGAGAAAUAACUGCUUUUUCUCCUGCGUUCUGUGGAUGCUAGCAGAUAUUGCCAACUUAAUCAGAGGAACACAUUAUGUGAUGGAAGAAAAAUGGGGAUGCCUACAGUUAACAAAUUACAAAAUAUAUUUUAAAAUGGUUCUAAAAAUUGCAUUGAAACAUGAUUUAUGUAGGAAACAUACUAUGCGAACUAUUCUAUGGAUAUAUGGUAAAGUUUUUUUGGACUUGUUUUUGCUCAGCAUGAAGUUUUAUACGUUGCAUUUUACUAAUUCCAUAUUUAACCAUAUUUUUAAUACAAAAGAACACUGGAACAUAGAUCAUGUGAAAUGAAGGAUGCCUUCAGGGAAAAUUAACUUUUUGAUAAAUACAAUAUUCAAUAAAGUUUUCUAACUAGGAAAAAAAAAAAAGAGACGUUAGUCUUUUUCUUAACCAUUUUUACUUUUUUG
This is a messenger RNA of Cebus imitator (Panamanian white-faced capuchin), 1066 nucleotides long. RefSeq names its product nudC domain-containing protein 2-like. Gene Ontology annotation, biological process: protein folding. Bases 155 to 631 code for a protein of 158 amino acids. Lineage: Eukaryota; Metazoa; Chordata; Mammalia; Primates; Cebidae. The record is from RefSeq and is a predicted model, not a curated record. Gene Ontology annotation, cellular component: cytoplasm. The transcript has a single exon.